This is a messenger RNA of Megalops cyprinoides (Indo-Pacific tarpon), 1101 nucleotides long. It is a transcript of the gene psma3, whose product is annotated as proteasome 20S subunit alpha 3. Gene Ontology annotation, cellular component: proteasome core complex; nucleus; synapse. NCBI's taxonomy places the organism in Eukaryota, Metazoa, Chordata, Actinopteri, Elopiformes, Megalopidae. The record is from RefSeq and is a predicted model, not a curated record. The transcript has 11 exons. Gene Ontology annotation, biological process: ubiquitin-dependent protein catabolic process. Bases 130 to 897 code for a protein of 255 amino acids.
CUAUCUUACCCAAUCAUAUGGCGCAUUGUUCGACGGUGAAAGAGUGGGAGAAAUUGACAAGCGGAGGAAGAAAGAAAUUAGCAGUCGGUGAAGCGUAGAAACUGAAACAGUUGCUUUUUGUGAUUAAAAAUGAGUUCCAUCGGCACCGGGUAUGAUUUGUCAGCAUCCACCUUCUCCCCUGAUGGGCGGGUAUUUCAAGUUGAAUAUGCCAUGAAAGCAGUAGAAAACAGCAGUACAGCGAUUGGGAUCCGGUGUAAGGAUGGUGUGGUCUUUGGUGUGGAGAAGCUGGUCCUAUCCAAACUGUACGAGGAAGGCUCCAACAAGCGCAUCUUCAACAUCGACCGCCAUGUCGGAAUGGCAGUUGCUGGGCUCCUGGCUGACGCACGGUCUCUCGCUGAAGUGGCCAGAGAGGAGGCCGCAAAUUUCCGGUCCAAUUACGGCCAUGACAUCCCACUGAAGCAUCUUGCAGACAGAGUGGCCAUGUAUGUCCACGCCUACACGUUAUACAGCGCGGUGCGGCCCUUUGGGUGCAGCUUCAUACUUGGGUCCUACGAUCAAGAUGACGGUCCACAGCUGUACAUGGUGGACCCCUCUGGAAUUUCCUAUGGUUACUGGGGGACUGCUAUUGGAAAGGCCAAGCAAGCUGCAAAAACAGAGAUUGAAAAGCUCCAGAUGAAGGAAAUGACCUGCAGGGAGCUGGUGAAAGAGGUGGCGAAAAUAAUCUACAUUGUGCAUGACGAGGUGAAAGACAAAGCCUUUGAGCUGGAGCUCAGCUGGGUAGGAGAAGUGACAAAAGGCAGACAUGAGCUGGUACCAAAAGACAUCAAAGAGGAGGCAGAAAAAUAUGCUAAGGAUUCCCUGGAAGAAGAGGAUGACUCUGAUGAAGACAAUAUGUAAAAUACCCUACCUCAGAGUGACCGUGAUGUUCCCACUGUAUGCCGCAUAUUUUAAUAAAACUGCACAUCAAUAUAAGACUGUCAACAGGCGUUCUUUUUGUAUGUUUUGUAGUUUGAGUUUAUGGGCGCUGUUAACCAUUCAUUUUUCUUAUGUGAAUGGUAGCUUUAAGACUUUACGCCUUAAAUAAAAUGAUCAGAAAACAAA